AUGACCGGCGUGCUGUCGGAUCGGCAGCGGGACGAACUGCACCGGUCAUUGCUUGAGUAUCUGCACGCAAGCGAGUUCAGUGAUACGUACGACGCGCUGAAGCGCGAUGCGGGACUCGAUGCGUACGCACCGGAUCCGAAAAGUCGGUAUGCGGGCCUGCUCGAAAAAAAAUGGCUAAGCACGAUCCGCCUGCAGAAAAAGAAUAUGGAGCUGGAAAAUAAGGUGCGCGCACUUGAGAAAGAGCUUGAUACGACGCCCAAUGCGCGGCGCGGCGCAUUCGUCGCGUCCUGGCACCCAAGCACGCCGCGGCAUACGUUGCUGGGCCACCGACAACCGAUAACUGACGCGGCGUUUCAUCCACGAUUUAGUAUGCUUGCGACGGCGAGCGAGGACAUGACGAUAAAAAUUUGGGACUGGGAAACAGGAGAGCUGGAGCAGACGCUCAAAGGGCAUACAAAGCCCGUGCAGAGCAUCGCGUUCGACUACGGCGGCAAGUACCUUGUGUCGUGCUCUUCAGACCUUGCUAUUAAGAUAUGGGAUAUUACAGAAGGGUGGAAGAAUGUGCGUACGAUGCAUGGGCACGAGCACAGCGUGUCGAGCGCUUGCUUCUUGCCUGGCGACCAGCACAUUAUUUCCGCCAGCAGGGAUCGUACCCUGAAGCUAUGGGAAACGGCCACUGGCUUUUGUACACGUACACUGCGUGGGCAUAGUGACUGGGUCCGCGCGGUGACCGUGUCUAGCGACGCGCGUCUGUUUGCAAGCGCUUCAAGCGAUCGCACGGUGCGUAUUUGGGAUGCAGGUACAGGCGAGAUGCGCAAUGAGCUGCGUGGUCAUGAGCAUGUUGUGGAAUGCGUUAUGUUUGCACCUGCUACGGCAUAUGCCGCGCUGUGUGCCUUGGGCGGUAUCCGUGCGCCGCGCGACGAAAGCGCCGCGCAUUCGGGCCAAUUUCUAGCCAGCGGAUCGCGCGACAAGACAAUCCGAUUAUGGACACAGCAAGGACAAUGUAUUCGUGUCUUGGCUGGGCACGAUAACUGGGUGCGCGCGCUCGCAUUCUCCCCGAACGGCAAGUAUCUUCUCUCGGUGAGCGACGAUAAAACCAUGCGCGUGUGGGAUCUCGCGUCGGGUCGAUGCAUCAAGGCGAUCGACGCACACAAUCAUUUCUGUACUUCGCUCGCAUGGGGCCGGAGCUGGGUGGAAGAUAAUCAAGUAGGGCGCCCCGUCAACGUCGUGGCCACCGGCUCGGUCGACUUGGGCGUCAAAGUGUGGGCGCCGUAA
Messenger RNA from Malassezia vespertilionis, 1275 nucleotides. It is a transcript of the gene LIS1, whose product is annotated as Lissencephaly-1. Bases 1 to 1275 code for a protein of 424 amino acids. Gene Ontology annotation, molecular function: protein binding. The record is from RefSeq and is a predicted model, not a curated record. The transcript has 2 exons. NCBI's taxonomy places the organism in Eukaryota, Fungi, Basidiomycota, Malasseziomycetes, Malasseziales, Malasseziaceae.